Lottia gigantea (owl limpet) is the source of this 543-nucleotide messenger RNA. RefSeq lists its product as hypothetical. Gene Ontology annotation, cellular component: plasma membrane. Gene Ontology annotation, molecular function: GDP binding; GTP binding; GTPase activity. The transcript has 4 exons. The coding region runs from base 1 to 543 and encodes 180 amino acids. NCBI's taxonomy places the organism in Eukaryota, Metazoa, Mollusca, Gastropoda, Lottiidae. Gene Ontology annotation, biological process: signal transduction. The record is from RefSeq and is a predicted model, not a curated record.
AUGCCAAAACCACCAAACGAUCAUGAAACGACUUAUAAAUUAGUUGUGGUUGGAGACGGAGGUGUUGGAAAGUCAGCACUAACGAUUCAAUUCUUUCAACAAUUAUUUGUCCAAGAUUAUGAUCCAACAAUUGAAGAUUCUUACACCCAACAUACUCAGAUUGAUGGGCAAAACUGUUUAUUGGAUGUGUUGGAUACUGCUGGUCAAGAAGAGUUCAGUGCUAUGAGAGAACAGUAUAUGAGAAAGGGAGAUGGAUUUUUAUUAGUUUAUUCUGUAACAGACAGACAAAGUUUUGAAAAUAUUCCAAAUUUUCAUACACAAAUUCUACGGGUUAAAGAUAGGGAUACCUAUCCUAUGUUAUUAGUAGCUAAUAAAGUUGAUUUAGUACAUCAGAGAAAAGUUAGUGAAGAAUCAGGUCGUGAAUUAGCAGCUAAUCUUCGGAUCCAAUAUAUUGAAACAAGUGCCAAAGACCCUCCAUUAAAUGUUGAUAAAGCGUUUCAUGAUGUUGUCCGAAUUAUUAGGUAUUGUAUGAUCUUUUUUUGA